Messenger RNA from Paramecium sonneborni, 1169 nucleotides. The record is from the annotation of a GenBank genome assembly. Lineage: Eukaryota; Ciliophora; Oligohymenophorea; Peniculida; Parameciidae.
AUGGAAAAUUCAAAAACAGAAAUUCUUCAUUGGAUCAAUGCUCUACUCAAAGUAAUUCAUUCUAAAUACCUUAGACAAAUCUUACAAAAAUAGAACAACUUGGCAAUGGAAUAGCCUACUGUAAACUACUUAACAUGAUUGAUCCUACUUGUUUGAAUCCUACUAAAAUUGUCCUAAAAACUAAAACACAAAUUGAUCACAUCAACAAUCUCAAACUAUUCCAAACUGCUAUGCAAAAACUUCACCUAAAAAAACAAUUCGACAUUGACAAAGUCAGCAAGUGUUACUUCCAUGAAAAUUACGACCUAGCCUUAUUUCUCAAGAAGCAAUACACACUAAGAUUCUCUGCAUCAAACAAAGAAAACACAUCACUCAAUAAUUCCCUCAUCUGUGAAAAUCCUCCAAAUAUUAUUGAUGAACAAUAAACUUCCAAUAAUGUCUUAUUAACUUAAAUAACAACCAUAAUGCUUAGUACUGACUAACCUGAAACCAAAGUCCUACAAACCAUAAAUUUAUUGAAAUCUCAUGAUUUCAUUAAAAAUGAUUCUCACUUCAUUGAGAAUAAUACUCUUUAUGAGAAUUCCAAUAGCAUAUUUACUCUGUUCAACAACUAAAAUCAAAAUGUUUUUAACACUGAUAAUCUUUUCAGAACAGAUUCGAAAAAAUAGCAAUCCCUUGAAUAAAAGAGCAAUUUAUUAUGUGAAACUCCAGAAAUGCUUCUGGAUCCCCAUUCAAACAAUGAGGAUAUAUUUGAACAUCAAUCAUCAUCUAAAUUGAUUAUGAAAAUACAAUCCCAAUCAAAGUAACAAUUACAAAUAGAAAUGAAAAAAGAAACACCAAACUUUUGUGAAUCUUCAUUUAUUCCAUAACCAUAACAAAAUAGUCUAGCUGAAUUCAUAAAAUCAGAGAGUAAAUAACAACAACAAUAUAUGCAUUAAUACUCUUUAUAAAAAUAACUUUAGAUGUAAAAUCAAAUUAAUAAUAAUCCAUCAUAAGAGUAUCAAUCUCCAUUCAGAGAUUAAGUUGUUUAAUAAUAAAUAUCUUCAUAAAAAGAGAUUUUUAAUUAAACUACAAAUCCCCAGAUGUUUUCGUCCUACAAAAAAGAAACUCCUUAAAACAACUCUGUGUUCUAUUCAUGCAAAGAUUAAGGAGCAAUAAUUGAAGAAUGA